Molecule: messenger RNA, 1308 nt
Organism: Pistacia vera
Lineage: Eukaryota; Viridiplantae; Streptophyta; Magnoliopsida; Sapindales; Anacardiaceae
Product: protein ULTRAPETALA 1-like
Exons: 3
Coding region: 448-1158 (236 amino acids)
Cellular component (GO): cytosol; nucleus
Molecular function (GO): DNA binding
Source: RefSeq, a predicted model, not a curated record
CUUUCUCUCUUUGGCCAGCUCAUUUCGCUUCCCUCGCACCAAAACCCAACCCCUCUUUCUCUCUCCUUCUCCAAUCAAACUCCAACACGCACACACAACUACAACUCUACAACAACACCACCAACAACAAACUUAUUUCACUUUCUCUUUCUAUCUUUCUAUUACUCUUUCAACGUUUUCUCCACCAGAUCUCUCGGAGUAACUUAAUAAGAUGCGUGUUUUUUAAGUCUUCUUAUUUACCAUUAAUUUUGGUUCUUUGUUUUUUGGGUUUUUCCUUUUAUACCCAAAAAAGCAAUCUUUAUUCAACAUUGCCCAUAUCUUGAUUCUUUCCUUUGAUUUGUCGAGUGGGUUUUUCCGUGUUGCUCAUUAUUAUUAUUUUUUAUAUAUAUACAAUAAAUAAGUCCAUUAUUAACAGAGUGGAGAGAGAUUGAGUUUGUGCGUGAAAAAAUGGCUAAUGGGGUGGAGAAAGAGAGUGGCUUGAUGAUGUUUAGCGACGAGGAGUUGAGAGAGGUAAGUGGGGUUAAGAGAGGUGGAGAUUAUAUCGAAGUUAUUUGUGGGUGUACCAGCCAUAGAUAUGGAGACGCUGUUGGCAGACUUAGGGUUUUCUCUAAUGGUGACCUAGAAAUCACCUGUGAAUGCACCCCAGGUUGCAAUGAAGACAAGUUGACUCCAGCUGCAUUUGAGAAGCAUUCUGGAAGAGAGACAGCUAGAAAAUGGAAGAACAAUGUUUGGGUCAUAGUUAAUGGGGAGAAGGUUUCAUUGUCAAAGACAGUCUUGCUCAAGUACUACAACCAAGCAUCAAAAAGUGGAAAUGGAUCCCACAGAUCCCAUAAUGGACGAGUUUGUCAUCGUGAUGAAUUUGUUCGUUGUACUAGGUGUAACAAGGAGCGUAGGUUUCGAUUGCGGACCAAAGAGGAAUGUCUGAUUCACCAUAAUGCUUUAGCGGAUAAGAACUGGAAGUGUGCUGAUCUGCCCUAUGACAAGAUAACUUGUGAAGAUGAAGAAGAACGAGCAAGUCGCAGAGUGUACAGGGGAUGUACUCGAUCGCCAACUUGUAAGGGUUGCACUUCCUGUGUUUGCUUUGGUUGUGACAUAUGUCGUUUCUCUGACUGCAGCUGCCAGACUUGCAUCGACUUUACAAGGAAUGCUAAAACUUGAGCAAAUCCCCUUUUAGGGCUGGUAUUCCUCCUUUUUUGGGUGGGUUAUUUAUGACCAAUUAUUGUUUCAUGAAAGCCCCAUCCCCACAUUUAAAAGAAGCCUUCGGUUGUUCCCUUCCUUAUGUUUGACUUUAAUUUUCCAGUCUCUGGG